This is a messenger RNA of Pestalotiopsis fici W106-1, 4842 nucleotides long. RefSeq lists its product as uncharacterized. Gene Ontology annotation, cellular component: intracellular membrane-bounded organelle; membrane. The coding region runs from base 1 to 4842 and encodes 1613 amino acids. The record is from RefSeq and is a predicted model, not a curated record. Gene Ontology annotation, biological process: lipid transport; transmembrane transport. Gene Ontology annotation, molecular function: ATP hydrolysis activity; lipid carrier activity; ATP binding. Lineage: Eukaryota; Fungi; Ascomycota; Sordariomycetes; Amphisphaeriales; Sporocadaceae. The transcript has a single exon.
AUGGCCUUUCUCAGUCAGACUUGGACCUUGACGGCCAAAAACUUGAAGAUUGUGUUGCUGCGACAUAGUUUCGCCACAUUUAUUCGAGCCUUUUUGCUCCCUAUCGUUUUGGGCGCAUUCCUGAGCUUUGCCCGGAACCUGCUGGGAACCCCGGCCGUCUACGGCAUCGGCGAUGCGCGACCUAUCCGGUCCCUUCAAUCUGCACUUGAUAUUGCCACAGACUCGGGGCGCGAUACUGUAGUCUUUGUGAACAACGGAUACACCGGCGGCGAUAUAGAUCGCGUCAUUGACCAGGUCUCGAGUACGAUCACCAACGGACACGUGCAAAAGUUGACCUCGGUCACUGAGCUGCGUACCGUCUGUCGUACCUCGCUGCGAGGUGUGUCGUCUUGUUAUGGAGCCGUCGUCUUCAACUCCUCACCUAAUGAGGGCAAUGGAGGGUUGUGGAACUAUACACUCCGAGCCGACGGAGCUCUGGGCACAAAGAUUGAUGUCACCAAAAGCACCAAUGAUGGAGAAGUCUACACGCUUCCAUUGCAGAGGGCAGUCGACUCAACCAUAGCCAGCCUCAACUCAACUAGUCCUUUCCCAAGCACAACAGAAGAAUACCCCUUUACCAGUUUGACCGAGGAGGAACGAGCGCAAAGAGUACGCCAACGGUAUCAGUCUGCCCUUUCCAAUUGGCUGGCCGUGGCCUUUCUCCUGACCAUCAUCGGUGUCUGCUACCACAUGACUGGCUUAAUGGCCACAGAACGAGAGAUUGGCAUGUCACAGCUGAUCGAUGCAAUGAUGCCCACCAAAUUUCGAUGGCAAGCUCAGGCUGCACGCCUCCUGUCCUAUCACAUUGCCUUUACCAUGAUAUAUAUCCCCGGCUGGGUCAUCUCAUCGUUAAUCAUUGCUCGUGGAGUCUUUGCAUCAUCAAAUGUGGGCAUCAUUCUCAUAUAUUUCAUCUUGUGUGGCCUUAGUUUGACUUCACUGUCCAUAUUGGGCGCCGCCUUCUUCAAAAAAUCCCAGCUCUCUGGCGUCAGUUCAACGAUAGUGUAUUGCGUUCUAGGUAUCUUGGCUCAAUCGCUUACGUCGCCAAAUAACGCAACAGUCGCCAUCUUGAGCUUGUUGUUUGCUCCAUGCAAUUUUGUCUACUUCCUGACAUUUGUGGCUCGCUUUGAAAAGCAUUCAUAUCCUACAAAUCUCGUGCAGAGUGGACCUGAAAGUCCUUGGACCUUUCCUGGAAUCGUCUUGUGGGUUUUUCUGAUCAUUCAGAUAUUUGCCUAUCCUCUGAUUGGUGCUUUCUUGGAGCGCAAGUUUCACGGAUCAACAACCAAGGGUCGGACUAUUGUUCGCCAUGGUGAGAAUGGGGCGCCGCAAGCUGCAGUCCGCCUGGAAGGCUUUACCAAGAUCUACAAGCCCAGUGCUCUGCGCCGAAUCUUCUCCUUUAUAUCUCGUCCAAGAGAGCCCGUGGUGGCGGUCGACAAUUUGACCUUGGAGGCCGGUCGAGGUCAGAUCUUGGCUCUGCUCGGAGCCAACGGAUCCGGAAAAAGCACGACUCUUGACUCGAUUGGUGGCAUCAGCGAGCCCACCGGCGGCAAUAUCACCAUAGAUGGAACCGGCGGAUUGGGCAUAGCACCACAGAAAAACGUUCUCUGGGACGAGUUGACGGUGUUUGAACACAUUCGAAUUUUCAACCGCUUGAAAUCUCCCAAAGCCCCAUCUUCCAAGUUGGAAAUCACCGAACUUGUAAAAUCUGUCGAUCUGGGCCCAAAGAUCAAGGCGCGCUCUGGAACCUUGUCUGGGGGGCAGAAGAGGAAGUUGCAGCUCGGCAUGAUGCUGACUGGUGGGAGCGCAGUCUGCUGUGUGGAUGAGGUCUCCUCCGGCAUUGAUCCACUCUCACGGCGAAAAGUGUGGGAUAUUCUCUUGGCUGAGAGAAAUACUCGCACGAUACUUUUGACAACGCAUUUCCUUGACGAGGCCGACCUCCUCGCUGACCAGAUCGCUAUUCUUUCAAAGGGAACAUUGCGGGCUGUUGGAUCUCCUCUCGAGCUCAAGGACCGGCUAGGUGCCGGAUACAGGAUCCACGUGUUCAAUGCCCGGGAUAUCAAAGAUGCUCCAGAAGUAGAUGGCGUCACUCGCAAAGUAUCCUUUGAUGUCAUUAGCUAUAUUGCCAAAACCUCCGCUGCGGCUGCUGAAGUGAUUCGUUCACUUGAGGCGGCCGGCAUCCACGACUACAAAUAUUCUGGUCCGACUAUAGAGGAUGUAUUUCUGCAGGUGGCUGAAGAAGUCAACGGAGAAGCGAUAUCAAAGAUCGAACGAGACGACUUGCCGACCAGCGAAUCAACCGAUAAGCAGGCCAGCUCGGAUUCCGUCCUCGCUGUUGACGGGGAUCUGAAACUGCAGUCGGGCAAGCCAAUCGGUUUUGUGAGACAGUUUUCAGUCAUGUUCCUCAAGCGAUGUACAGUCUUGAAGACAAAUUGGUUCCCGUACCUGUUGGCCUUGGCGAUUCCCAUAAUCGCGGCUGGUCUAACAAGCUUGUUUAUAAUGGGUCAAUCACCUCCAUCUUGUACGCCUACGGAUGCGAAUUCAGGAGGGUCAACCUCGGACUACGACGCCAUUCUCGAGGAUGCUUUUCUCGCAGCCGGACCUGCAUCACAGUUCAGCACGGAUACGCUGUUGCGUUUAUUUACGCCAGUCUAUGGAUCGUCAGUCACUGGUGGAGACGCAACAGGCGCAGCAGGGGCAGCAGCGUCACUAUUCAGCCAAAUUCAGCUGCUGGAUACUCUGGAUGACUUCAACAACUUCAUUAUUCAGGGCAGAAAGAAUAUUACUCCAGCUGGUUGGUGGUUGGGAGACACAAACACUGAUCCCACGCUGGCGUACAGAGCCGAUGCUGGCGAUGUCCUCACGUCAAUCUUUGGACAGAAUGCGCUGGACAUCAUGCUUUCCAACAUUAGUAUCGCCACGUCUUAUAGCCCAUUUGAUACCCCCUGGGUAGCCGACACGGGCAAUUCGCUUCAGUUACUCAUCUACAUUGGCUUGGCGCUAUCGGCAUAUCCCGCGUUCUUCGGCUUGUAUCCCAACAUUGAAAGGCGCCGGCAAGUUCGAGGUCUCCAGUAUUCCAAUGGAGUACGCUCAUUUCCUCUAUGGACCGCAUAUACCGCUUUUGAUUUUGCCAUCGUUCUUGUCUCAACUGCCGUUGUCACCAUUUUAUAUGCAACCUUGUCCAGCGUCUGGUAUCACGUGGGAUACAUGUUCCUGAUUUUCCUCCUGUACGGGCUGGCAGCAACACUGAUGGCCUACGUGAUCUCGCUCUUUUGCAAGACACAACUAUCCACCUAUGCUUUCGCUGCAGCUGGAUCUGCCGUAGGCCUACUCGUGUGGUUGAUAUGCUAUUUGGUCAUUGUUACAUACGCACCUGUCAACAGGAUUGAUCAGGAUAUCCUACUUGGUCAUUACAUCAUCUCCGCCUUCUUCCCAAUUGGGUCAGUCGUUCGGGCGCUGUUCAUUGCUCUUAAUUUGUUCUCUACGACGUGCGAUGGAAAUGCGAUAGCAUCUAACCCAGCGGCUAUAAACGUGUAUGGGGCACCCAUCUUGUACUUGAUUCUGCAGAGCUUGCUCCUCUUUGGUGUCCUCUUAUGGUAUGAUAGUGGAGCUGGGUUCAACUUGUUCCGCCGCUUCACGCAAAAGUCGAUUGACUCAAAAGAGAAUGAGGCGAUCCUGGACGAAGAGGUUGCCAAUGAGCUCACUCGUGUCACAAGCACACCUCAAGAGUCGGACGGGCUGCGCGUUUUGCACCUUACAAAGACAUUCAAGAAGAAUACGGCGGUUGAUAACGUUACUUUUGGCGUCAAGCACGGUGAGGUGUUUGCUUUACUCGGUCCCAAUGGUGCGGGAAAAAGCACAACGAUAUCCCUUAUACGCGGUGACAUCCAGCCAAGCCGCAACGGUGGUGAUGUACUGGUUGAGAAUACCUCUGUCAGCAAGCGUCGUGCCGCCGCGAGAAGUCACCUGGGCGUAUGCCCACAGUUCGACGCUAUUGACUCAAUGACUGUCGAGGAACACCUUAAAUUCUACGCAAAAGUCCGAGGCAUUUCGGACGUGAAUCGCAACGUCCAUGCUAUCCUCCACGCUGUGGGCCUCGCGGCCUUUUCCAAACGCAUGGCAUUUGCCCUAUCUGGUGGAAACAAGCGCAAGUUGUCACUCGGCAUCGCCCUGAUGGGCAACCCCUCCGUCGUUUUGCUCGACGAGCCGUCCUCCGGCCUCGAUGCCGCUGCCAAGCGUAUCAUGUGGAAGACGCUGGGCCACAUUGUCCCCGGAAGAUCCAUCUUGCUCACGACGCACUCAAUGGAGGAAGCCGACGCGCUCGCGAACCGCGCCGGCAUCCUCGCCAAGCGCAUGCUGGCCAUGGGCACCGUGGACAACCUGCGGGAACGGUUUGGGGACGCACUACACGUCCACCUCGUGAGCAAGUCGGCACCCCACUCGACGCCCGAGGAGAUGGAGCGCGUACGUCGGUGGGUCGUAGAAGCCUUCCCUGGCGCACAGGUGGAAGAAAAGACAUAUCAUGGCCAAAUGCGCUUUUCUGUGCCGGCAAGCGAGGUGAUCCAAGGAUCCGAAACUCCCAACGACCUCGUAAGGCCAGACAGGAGCGGUGAUUUACAGCGGGAGCGAAGUGCCAUUGGCCAGCUGAUCAUACUGCUGGAGCAGCAGAAAGAGGCAUUGGGCAUUGAGCAUUACAGCGUCACACCGACGACGCUGGAUCAGGUAUUCUUGACCAUUGUCGGGCAACACAAUGUCAAGGAGGAGAAUUACGAUGAAAAGGCCAAGAGAUCUUGGUGGAGACGUAAAUAA